Messenger RNA from Pyrenophora tritici-repentis Pt-1C-BFP, 1473 nucleotides. Its product is annotated as DUF2414 multi-domain protein. The record is from RefSeq and is a predicted model, not a curated record. Gene Ontology annotation, molecular function: mRNA binding; RNA 7-methylguanosine cap binding. Lineage: Eukaryota; Fungi; Ascomycota; Dothideomycetes; Pleosporales; Pleosporaceae.
AUGGAAGACCUUGACAUGAUUGACGUUGCUGACGAUAUUGACAUUCAGAUAGACACAGAAGUAGCUGCUCCGAUCGCGCAACAGCCGCAACAAGUUAUUCAAAAUAACACAGCAGGCGCACAAGAAAGCAUUCCCGCAGCUUAUCUCGAGGACAUUGUAGUCCACAGGCCAUGGCCCGAGUCCUUAAACCUGCAGGGCGUGGACAAUUUCGACCCGAACGAUCCCCUCUAUUAUGCCAUAGAGCAUUGCCAGUCCGACCCGCGCGUCAAGCAAUUGCGAUGGGUCAACGAUACCUCAGUCAACCUGGAUUACUACAGUAGCGAAGAUGCGGCACUCGCCCUAAAGAUGUUGACCGCCCCAGAGGUUGGCGACACAAGCCACCUUUCGAUGCAAGCCAGUCGCCCAGCGAAACCGUACUCCAAGAAGCCGGAUAAUAUCCUGACGAUUAGGCAGUCGAACGCUGGCGACGAGAAGCCAAAGGGCGCGGCCCAGAAGAGUAACUACUACCAACGAAACCCUGAUGUGGCCGGCAACCGCCAGCGAGCACCGCGCAAGAGGUCGCCCGCCCCCAGGAAAGAUUACCUCGACUACGGAGAAGAUGACAUGGCUUCUAGGGGUCAGGACAGGCGGAGAAGUACCGGUGACGAGUCAAUGGGUGAUUCCGGUGCUGAUCGAAGAGGUCCGCGCCGCAAUGGACGAGACGAGCGUGACGGACGCGACAUGCGCGGCCGCGGCAGAGGAGGAGGCCGUCAACAAGGUGGCAGGUUCCGAAGUGACGCCCAAAAUCAGGAUGUCGACUCCUACAGACCAAGUUCGAGAAGUCCCAAUGAGCCACGCUUCGGUCGUCUACGAGGACGUAGCGCAUCUCCCACGCCAUACGAUGAAGGCGACGGCCGCUUCGGAUUCUCCGAGCACGACUCCCAUGCAGGGCCCCGUCGGUACCGCAGCCGUAGUCGCAGUGACAACCGGCGUCGACGCGAACCUAGUGCCGACCGCUGGACUCACGACCGCGCAAACUACGAUCGUCAAGGCGGUACUACGGGUGGCAGUCGCUGGCAAAAGGACACUGCCCUUGUCGAAAGCUCCCCAAUGGGCAACCACCACCGCUCAAACGCCAUUGAUGCAUCGUCCAAGUCAAAAGGAGCAGGCGAGUCACUCUUGUCACGCAUGACCAAGAAUGGCCAGCCUUUGGCACCACAGCAGAAACCCAAGCGUUCGCUAGCUGAUAGGAUUACGCGCGACGAUAAUUCAGACGAGGUGUUUGGUCGGCUGAAGAACGACUACAGCGACCCCUACGUCACCGAGUUCUCUGAAUCAACUCAAACUCGUCGUGGUCUCGCCGACCGCAUCACUCGCGAUAACGACAUGAACAUCCGCGGACGAGCACGAAGCCAAGAAGGUAUCAACAUCCGUGGCUCAGCUGAUCGCAGUGGAAGUGGCAUCAAUAUCCGUGGCGUAGCAAGUGGCGCUUAG